GCCCAGAAGAUGGGUCGACUGACGAGCCAUCUGACUGUGUGCUUCCCACCUGCUGUGCCCUUUUUCAUCCUGGUGUCCACCCUGGCCACUGCCAAGAGUGUGACGAACAGCACUUUAAAUGGCACGAGCGCGGUCUUGGGCUCUGUGCCCGUCAUCAUCGCCAGGACCGACCAUCUCAUCGUCAAGGAGGGGAACAGUGCCUUGAUUAACUGCAGUAUUGCUGGCAUCCCUGACCCGCAGUUCAAGUGGUACAACUCCAUGGGCAAGCUGCUGAAGGAGGAGCCAGAGGCGGAGGACAGGGCAGGAGGGAAGUGGCAGAUGCAUGACAGUGGCCUCCUGAAUAUCACCAAGGUGUCCUUCUCCGACCGAGGCAAGUACACGUGUGUGGCGUCCAACGUCCACGGCUCUGUGAACAACACGGUGACCCUGCGCGUGGUCUUCACCUCAGGGGACAUGGGCGUGUACUACAUGGUCGUGUGCCUGGUGGCCUUCACCGUGGUCAUGGUCCUCAACAUCACGCGCCUGUGCAUGAUGAGCAGCCACCUGAAGAAGACCGAGCAGGCCAUCAACGAGUUCUUCCGCACUGAGGGCGCGGAGAAGCUGCAGAAGGCCUUCGAGAUCGCCAAGCGCAUCCCCAUCAUCACCUCGGCCAAGACCCUGGAGCUGGCCAAGGUCACGCAGUUCAAGACCAUGGAGUUCGCCCGCUACAUCGAGGAGCUGGCCCGCAGCGUGCCCCUGCCUCCGCUCAUCAUGAACUGCAGGACCAUCAUGGAGGAGAUCAUGGAGGUGGUGGGGCUGGAGGAGUCGGGCCAGAACUUCGUGCGGCAUGCCCCCGAGGGCCAGGAGGCUGCCGACCAGGACGAGGUCUACACCAUCCCCAGCUCCCCCCCGCGGAGUGACUCCCCCACCGCCGACUCAGAUGCCUCGUCGCUGCAUGAGCCGCCACAGCAGAUCGCCAUCAAGGUGUCUGUUCACCCGCCAUCCAGGAAGGAGCACGCCGACGACCGGGAGGGCGCGCGGCUAGAGGUCCAGGGGGAGGAGGAGUCCGAGCCGUCGGCCGAGGGUUCCCCAGGGAGCACGGAGCCGUCCACAGACAUCACAUCCACUGAGCUGACGUCGGAGGAGCCCACGCCCGUGGAGGCAGCGGGCCGGGGACUGCCGCCUGCUCUCCCGGAAACCGCAGAGCCUGUGGCGACCCGGGACACAAACACCUGCAUUGUUUACGAAAGCCAUGUCUAA
Messenger RNA from Carlito syrichta (Philippine tarsier), 1239 nucleotides. RefSeq names its product microfibril associated protein 3 like (gene MFAP3L). The record is from RefSeq and is a predicted model, not a curated record. NCBI's taxonomy places the organism in Eukaryota, Metazoa, Chordata, Mammalia, Primates, Tarsiidae. Bases 10 to 1239 code for a protein of 409 amino acids. The transcript has 2 exons.